AUGGCAGAGCGGCGAGGCAGAAUCGUAUUCUCUGCCAACUAUAGGCCCCCGCUACCAUUCGACAUCUUCUCCUGCCCUUUCUUGCCUUUGUCCAUCAAAGAUGAGCUCCAUCUCACUGAUGGCAUGUCCUACAACUACAACGGCUGCCCAAUCCCUCCCGCUGCACUGAAGACCCUUCUGAAGAUCCCCAAGCUGACUGAAGAAAGCAGCGCCACUGAUGCAGACGUCGACGCUGGCCAUGUCUCUGGCCUUCUCUUUGUCUCGGAGAGGGACCAAGGGCUUGAGACACUAUGCGUCAACUUGUGGUUCAGUGCUGAUGGCAAGGUCAAGGUCUUCACCCUUGCCGACAUUUUUGGCUCAGCGGACUUCAGCGGCACGCGCCUGGAGGACAGUGGCUGCAUUGGCGGUGGCUACAGUGUAGGUUAUCGUAACGUCGACUACUCUCUCAUCUACGUCUCCACCAAGGAGGCGGUGCAGGAAUGCCGUAGCCCCUGGACUGUCGUGUACAGAACCAACCUCACAACAGGCAAGACGGAUCGCCUCACUCCACAAGGGGUGUUUGAUUUGAGCCCGGCGGUGUCGCCGUCAGGGAAGACUGUCGCAGUAGCAUCAUUUCAAGGGAGUUGUUGGAAUGGCGAGAUCGAGAACCUGAAGACAGAUAUCUACGUGAUGAACGUGGAUAGUGAGGAGUGUCAGGGCCUGGGUCGCAAGCUACCCAUUAAGAAUGGUGGUUGGCCAUCCUGGGGCAGCGACAACGUCAUCUUCUUCCAUCGAGGCACCGACAAAACCCUUCCCUCGAGCAUGGUUGAAACAGCUUGGGGCGUGUUCCGGUACAACAUCAGCACCAAGGUAACCAUCCAGGUUACUCCCGAAGAGUUGGACGCGGUGACUCCAGCGGCUAUCAGUGAGACCAAGGUGGCGGUGGCGACCAUCCGCCAGAAGUCCAAGUACAGCGACGUCCGUGUAAAGGCGCAGUACCGGCACAUUGAGAUCUUCAACACAAAUGCCCCGUGGCUGCCACCUGUACAGAUCACCCAGAAGACAAGGCCAGAAAGUGACCACUACAACCCCUUUGUGCUGGACGGCGGGCAGCGCAUUGGAUAUCACCGCUGCAGGAGCGACCUCCUGCAGCACGGAGACGUCGUCCCUCAGAACGUGCACAAGGUGGAGUCGCCGGUGAAGGAAGUCGGGUUGUAUCGGGUGUCUGGCAUGUUUCCGACCAUCUCCAAGGAUGGCUCCAAGCUUGCAUUUGUCGACAAUGAGUUCAAAGCGGUGUGGAUCGCUGAUACCCAAGGGCUGCGUGUCGUGUACGAGAAAAGAGGGCCGGACAGCGUCUUCUGCCCUGUUUGGAACCAGAACCCAGACAAGGACAUCCUCUACAUCUGUGUUGGCCCCUCAUUCAACGCCCAGAAGCCACUGGAGAUCUACUCCAUCCGCAAUGCCUCCAGCAACGCACGACAGAAUGUCAAAAGGCUCACCCAUGGCGGGUUCAACAACGCAUUUCCGUCGAGCAGCCCGGACGGGAACAAAUUCGUGUUCCGGUCGACGAGGGAUGGAGGUGAGAAGAGGCACAAGAACCUGUACAUAAUGCUGGACACGGAUAUGGGUGAAUACGGUGAAGGCUGGGAGACGAGGCUGACGAAAGGGUCAUGGACAGACACCCAUUGCCAGUGGUCCCCGAACGGUGACUGGAUCGUCUUCUCAUCAACGCGCGGCAAACCGCCGCUGGGCUCUGGCAAUCUGAAUAACGGCACAGGGUACUACUCCCUGUACCUGGUGAAGGCAACUGACCCAAUGGUGCUGAUCAGGGUGGCGAGCAAUGGGGGCGACAUCGGUCACAUAAGCCACCCAGUUUUCAGCCCGGACGGGAGGAGCAUCGCCGUGACGGCAGACCUAGCGGCGGUGUCUGUGGACCCGAUCUCGCUGCCAAAGUUCAUGCAUGCAGUGCGGCCCUAUGGUGACAUCUUCUUGGUGGACAUCGACAACCCAGACAACAAGAAAAAGAAUGAAGACAUGAUCAAGGGGUUCCACCGGGUCACGCACAGCAGGUACGAGUGCGGGACGCCGGCGUGGACGACGACCUUGACCGGUGCGACGGAGCCAAAUGUGCAGUGGAACAUGUUGCUGGACAUGGAUCAGUUGUACAAACCGGUGUGUCCGUACGUCCACCCCGACGGGGGCGAGAGCUGGCACAUGACCGGCCACCUCUGCAUCCCCAAGAGAGCCUGCUGA
Messenger RNA from Triticum aestivum (bread wheat), 2232 nucleotides. RefSeq lists its product as uncharacterized. NCBI's taxonomy places the organism in Eukaryota, Viridiplantae, Streptophyta, Magnoliopsida, Poales, Poaceae. Bases 1 to 2232 code for a protein of 743 amino acids. The record is from RefSeq and is a predicted model, not a curated record. The transcript is spliced from 2 exons.